Messenger RNA from Vitrella brassicaformis, 2003 nucleotides. The record is from the annotation of a GenBank genome assembly. Lineage: Eukaryota; Vitrellaceae.
AGGAUGGUCAUUGCGUGUGCGUUGGGGUCUUGACGGCCAGCUCCACAGCAUGAUCCUUGGCAGCAGACUCAACAACCGUACCCACAAACCUGCGCAUUACACCACACCACAUCACAUCACGUCACCAACGUCGACCACUGACACAUUCCCCCCUCUCUCCGUGUGGGUACCUGAAGCUGCACCCAGCGCCGCAUUUGAGUAGCUUGUCGUAUCCCUCGACGGCCUUGUCGACGAUGACCUGCAGGCUCUUGAGGCACGAGCCGUCGUUGAGUUCGACGAGGCAGAAGGCGCCGCCGCCCUGCUUGCGGAUGGUGCGGCUCCACCCACACACCGUGAUGAGCUUCCCAACCCAGGACGCACCCAUGUCCUCAGACGCAACCAGCACACUCACGCGCACUCGGCCACCGAAGCUGCAGCCGCCAUAGAUGCAUCCGAUGCAUUCACACAGCACAGCACCCGACGCAAUCGACUCACUGCACCCCGUCGCCUUGCCCUUGCGUCUGUCUGUAUUCACCUGAACGUGGCUUGUGGAACCUUGUUGUUCGUGUCCUGUAUGGUCGAUCCAGUGCCGUUGGUCAGGAGGGUGCCGUUGGCCAUCCCGAUCCCGCCUCCGCCACUAGCAGCAGCAGCGGCAGCAGCAGCGGCAGCAGCAGGAGCACCAGUGACGGAAGCCGCUGCUGCUGCUGCCGAUGGCUUGGCCGACGGCUGGCUUGUUUGCGCAGGGGUCGCUGCAACAGCGGCGGCAGGUGCGGCAGGUGCUGGCUCGUCAUCGAACUGACACAUGGUAAGACAAUCUGCUGGUGAGAGGGGCAGAGUGUGGCGUUGAUUCGAUUCCCUACCUGUGGUGCCCAGUGCAAUAUGGUGUUGAACCAGCGGAACACACAGGGGUAGUCCUUCCGCCGCUCGGCCUCAAGGUACUGACAACAAACAAGAGAAAGAAAGAGAGAGAGAGGUGAGAAGCCAUUCAUCCAUCCAUUCAUCCAUCCAUCCAAUGGUGGUCCAGUCUUUGCGUCAGUCGAGUCAGGUACCUACCUUGAAGAGCUCGUAUGCGGAGAAGGACAGCGAGAUGUCCGCUAUGGUGAGGGUGUAGCCCACAAGAAACGUCCGCGGGCGCAUGUGCUCGUUCAAAUUCUCUAAAUGAGUCACAGCAGCACACCCCAUUGCACAAACCAAAUGCUCUCACCCAUGGGUGGUCGGCCGCUCACCCAGCAGUUUCUUGACCUCGUCUGAGGCCGCCAGGCGCCUCAGGACGGCCUGCCCUCGCGCACUCUCGCUCUGUGACGGCUGCUUCUUGGCCUGCUCGACGUAGUAGGUGCGGAGGAGGUAGUCGACGUGCUUGUCGGUCCAGUCCAGCCACUGGUCCACCUCAGCCUGCAACACCCACCACCAUGGACAGCUUCUCGUGUGUGUGUGUGUGUGGUUACCGUGUUAGCGAAGGUCUCGCCAUAGAGCAGCUUGCUGGGCAUCACACUAGCAACUGACAGCAAGCAGCUCAUGGCAAUCCCGAAUGCAGACAACAGCGAUGUCGUCAUCCCACCGCCCACCCACUCACCGUAUCUGAGGAUGCUGUUGACGUACGACAGCUCGUAACCAUCAGGCAGCUUCAGCUUCGGGAUCUGUGUCACGAUAGACGAAGCAACCCUCCUCAGCUACACUGGUCGUGUCACAACAACACACAUGACCGUACCUCGAAGCCGCCGGUGGACUGAGUCAGUGACGAGGCGGCCGGCCCCGCCGGUGGCUCCACCUCCACUGCGAGACCGACAUAACGCGCCGCUGACAGGAUCUUGCGGGCGGCCAGACUGCCCGCACUGGCUCGAAGCUUCUGAAGCAAGCAACCAUACAUAGGAGGAGGGGGUGACCUACUGACAUGGAUGUCUGGGAAUGCUUGGGUCCCCGGUGUCUGCUGCUUACACCCACCAUUCUCGCGUGUGCUCUAAGCAGUCAAACUCUCCUACUCAUGGACAGCCUUCGGUUUCGUCCAGAAUUCGCGUUUCCGUUCC